This is a messenger RNA of Dama dama (fallow deer), 5810 nucleotides long. RefSeq names its product ATP-binding cassette sub-family C member 4. The transcript is spliced from 31 exons. Gene Ontology annotation, biological process: transmembrane transport. Bases 143 to 4120 code for a protein of 1325 amino acids. The record is from RefSeq and is a predicted model, not a curated record. Gene Ontology annotation, cellular component: plasma membrane. Gene Ontology annotation, molecular function: ATP binding; ATP hydrolysis activity; ABC-type transporter activity. NCBI's taxonomy places the organism in Eukaryota, Metazoa, Chordata, Mammalia, Artiodactyla, Cervidae.
GCCGGUGGUUCUCCGGCUCCCGCUGUGCGGACCGGCGCGGCGGCCUGAAAUCCAGCAUCCCGGCCAACACCUCCCGGAGCAGCAGGCGGCACCAACGCCCCAGCGGUUGGAUCCCCAAAUCGCGCUCGCCGCGGCCGGCAAGAUGCAACCGGUGUACCCGGAGGCGAAACCCAACCCGCUGCGGAACGCGAACCUCUGCUCGCGCGUGUUCUUCUGGUGGCUAAAUCCCUUGUUUAAAAUCGGUCACAAACGGAGAUUAGAAGAAGAUGACAUGUACUCGGUGCUUCCAGAAGAUCGCUCCCAGCACCUUGGAGAAGAGCUGCAAGGGUACUGGGAUCAAGAGGUUUUGAAAGCUGAGAAAGAUGCACGGAAGCCUUCUUUAACAAAAGCAAUCAUCAAGUGUUACUGGAAAUCCUAUGUAGUUUUGGGAAUUUUUACAUUAAUUGAGGAAAGUACCAGAGUAGUUCAGCCCAUAAUUUUGGGGAAAAUUAUUGGUUAUUUUGAAAACUACGAUCCCUCUGAUUCUGCUGCUUUGUACGAAGCCCAUGGCUAUGCCGGGGUGCUGAGCGCCUGCACGCUUGUCUUGGCCAUUCUACACCACUUGUACUUCUACCACGUCCAGUGUGCGGGGAUGAGGCUGAGAGUAGCCAUGUGCCACAUGAUCUACCGCAAGGCCCUUCGCUUGAGUAACUCGGCCAUGGGGAAGACUACCACAGGCCAGAUAGUCAAUCUGCUGUCCAACGAUGUGAACAAGUUUGAUCAGGUAACGAUGUUCUUGCACUUUCUGUGGGCAGGGCCACUGCAGGCUAUCGUAGUGACCGCCCUGCUCUGGAUGGAAAUAGGAAUAUCAUGUCUUGCUGGGAUAGCGGUUCUCAUUAUUCUUCUGCCUUUGCAAAGCUGCAUCGGGAAGUUGUUUUCGUCACUCCGGAGUAAGACCGCAGCCUUCACAGACACCAGGAUCAGGACCAUGAAUGAAGUUAUAACUGGCAUCAGAAUAAUAAAAAUGUAUGCUUGGGAAAAGUCUUUUGCAGAACUUAUCACCAAUUUGAGAAGGAAAGAAAUUUCCAAGAUUCUGAGAAGUUCCUACCUCAGAGGGAUGAAUUUGGCAUCAUUUUUUGUUGCAAGCAAAAUCAUCGUUUUCGUCACCUUCACCACCUACGUGCUCCUUGGCAACACGAUCACAGCCAGCCGUGUGUUUGUGGCGGUGUCGCUGUACGGGGCUGUGCGGUUGACAGUCACCCUCUUCUUCCCUUCGGCCAUCGAGAAGGCGUCAGAGGCAUUCGUCAGCAUCCGAAGGAUCAAGAACUUCCUGUUACUUGAUGAGAUAACACAGUUCCACUCUCAACUACCAUCAGAUGGUAAAAUGAUCGUGAAUGUGCAAGAUUUCACUGCUUUUUGGGAUAAGGCAUCAGACACCCCAACCCUACAAGGCCUUUCCUUUACUGUCAGACCCGGUGAACUGUUAGCUGUGGUCGGACCUGUGGGAGCAGGAAAGUCCUCACUGUUGAGCGCUGUGCUGGGGGAGCUGCCCCUAAGCCAGGGACAGGUCAGCGUGCACGGGAGGAUCGCGUAUGUUUCUCAGCAGCCCUGGGUGUUCUCAGGAACUGUGAGGAGUAACAUUUUAUUUGGGAAGAAAUAUGAAAAGGAGCGAUAUGAAAAAGUAAUAAAGGCUUGUGCUUUGAAAAAGGAUUUACAGCUUCUGGAGGACGGAGAUCUAACUAUGAUAGGAGACCGGGGAACCACACUGAGUGGAGGGCAGAAAGCCCGAGUCAACCUUGCAAGAGCUGUGUAUCAGGACGCAGACAUCUACCUCCUAGAUGAUCCACUCAGCGCAGUGGAUGCCGAAGUCAGCAGGCACUUGUUUGAACUGUGUAUUUGUCAAGCCUUGCACGAGAAGAUCAGAAUCUUAGUGACUCAUCAGUUGCAGUACCUAAAAGCUGCAAGUCAGAUUCUGAUAUUAAAAGAUGGCAAAAUGGUGCAAAAGGGGACUUACACUGAGUUCCUAAAAUCCGGGAUAGAUUUUGGUUCCCUCUUAAAGAAGGAGAAUGAGGAGACUGAACCAUCUCCGGUUCCAGGAACUCCCACCCUGAGGAAUCGCACCUUCUCCGAGUCUUCGGUUUGGUCUCAACAGUCUUCCAGACCCUCCUUGAAAGAGGCCACUCCGGAGGGCCAAGACACCGAGAAUAUACAGGUUACCCUAACUGAGGAGACCCGUUCGGAAGGAAAAGUUGGUUUUAAGGCUUAUAAGAAUUACUUUACAGCCGGUGCUCACUGGUUUAUCAUCAUUUUCCUCAUUCUAGUAAACCUUGCAGCUCAGGUUUCCUACGUCCUGCAGGACUGGUGGCUUUCAUACUGGGCCAAUCAACAGAGUGCCCUGAAUGUCACUGUUAAUGGACAAGGAAAUGUAACUGAGAAGCUCGAUCUGAACUGGUACUUAGGAAUUUACUCAGGGUUAACUGCAUCUACUGUCCUGUUUGGUGUCGCCAGAUCUCUGUUGGUGUUCUUCGUCCUUGUUAGUUCUUCACAAACUUUGCACAACCAAAUGUUCGAGUCCAUUUUGAGAGCUCCAGUAUUGUUCUUUGAUAGAAAUCCAAUAGGAAGAAUUUUAAAUCGUUUCUCCAAAGACAUUGGGCAUAUGGAUGACUUGCUGCCCCUGACAUUUCUUGAUUUCAUCCAGACAUUUCUACAAGUGAUUGGUGUGGUGGGUGUGGCAGUGGCGGUGAUUCCUUGGAUUGCCAUACCCCUGGUUCCCCUUGGCAUCGUUUUCUUUGUUCUCCGGCGAUAUUUCUUAGAAACAUCGCGAGAUGUCAAACGCCUGGAAUCUACAACACGGAGCCCAGUGUUUUCCCACCUGUCGUCUUCUCUCCAAGGCCUCUGGACCAUCCGGGCGUACAAAGCUGAACAGAGGUUUCAGGAACUGUUCGACACACACCAGGACUUGCACUCAGAGGCUUGGUUCUUGUUUCUGACGACGUCCCGAUGGUUCGCUGUGCGUCUGGAUGCCAUCUGUGCUGUGUUUGUCAUUGUUGUUGCCUUUGGGUCCCUGAUUCUGGCAAAAACUUUGGACGCUGGGCAGGUUGGCCUGGCGCUGUCCUAUGCCCUCAUGCUCAUGGGGAUGUUCCAGUGGUGCGUCAGGCAAAGUGCUGAAGUUGAAAAUAUGAUGAUUUCAGUAGAAAGGGUGAUUGAGUAUACAGAUCUGGAAAAAGAAGCGCCCUGGGAAUACGAGAAACGCCCGCUGCCGUCCUGGCCCCAUGAAGGCGUGAUCAUCUUUGACAAUCUGAACUUCUCAUACAGCCUAGAUGGGCCUCUGGUAUUGAAGCACCUGACUGCGCUCAUUAAGUCAAAAGAAAAGAUUGGCAUUGUGGGAAGAACAGGAGCUGGAAAAAGUUCUCUCAUUGCUGCCCUUUUUAGAAUGUCGGAGCCUGAAGGUAAAAUCUGGAUUGAUAAGAUCUUGACAACUGAAAUUGGUCUUCAUGAUUUAAGGAAGAAAAUGUCAAUUAUACCUCAGGAACCUGUUUUAUUCACUGGAACAAUGAGGAAGAAUCUGGAUCCCUUCAAUGAGCAUUCAGAUGAGGAACUGUGGAAUGCCUUAGAAGAGGUGCAAUUGAAGGAAGCCAUCGAAGAUCUUCCUGGUAAAAUGGAUACUGAAUUAGCAGAAUCCGGAUCAAACUUUAGUGUUGGACAGAGACAACUGGUGUGCCUUGCCAGGGCUAUCCUCAGGAAAAACCGGAUAUUGAUUAUUGACGAAGCCACGGCCAAUGUGGAUCCAAGAACUGAUGAGUUAAUACAAAAAAAAAUCCGUGAGAAAUUUGCCCACUGCACUGUGCUAACCAUAGCACACAGAUUGAAUACUAUUAUUGAUAGCGACAAGAUAAUGGUUUUGGAUUCAGGGAGACUGAAAGAAUAUGAUGAGCCAUAUGUUUUGCUGCAAAAUAGAGACAGCCUAUUUUAUAAGAUGGUGCAACAACUGGGCAAGGCUGAGGCCGCUGCCCUCACUGAAACAGCAAAACAGGUGUACUUCAAGAGGAAUUAUCCAGAUAUUACUCACAAUGGCCAGGUGGUUAUGAAUGCUUCCAGUGGACAGCCCUCAGCCUUAACAAUUUUUGAGACAGCACUGUGAUUCUACCAUGACAUCAAGUCUGUUCCAGAGGCAUCUUUCCAAUAGUUUUUGCACUGUGUAAACUACAUUUUACUUAUUUUUAUACCAGUAGCAGAUAUUUACACAUAGAAUAUGUUCGUCCAUUUGGAUUUUUUCCUGCAACUUCACCCAGUGGUUUCAGGCUCUUAACAACAUUAUUAUUAUUUAUAUGUUAAUAGUAUUUUUGUCUUAUCUAAAUCAGAGGUACAGGCCAUCAAUAAAAGCUGUCUACCAGGUUUCGUGCCUUAAAGAGACUUCAGAGCCAAAGCACAUUUUCUAAGGUGUAAGACAAAGUUGUCAUAGAUAUUUUUUACUAUCCCCAACUUACAUAUUCCUUUACAGUUAUAUCAGGGAUUCUGUUUACUUGAAGACUCUAGAAGUUGCCAUUUUGCCUUACCACUUUCUUUAACAUAAGUAGGAUCCACUAUUCCCCGCCAAAGACCUCUGGUUAAGCUAGUACAAAAUAGGGAAAACAAAAAAUACACUUUAGUUGAAAUUACAGUAGGAGGCAUUACAUAGGAGAGCCCCUCCUCCCCACCCCCCAAGAUAAAUGGUUAAAAUACAUGAAGGUCAGUAUUUCAUUAUAUCUUCUAAAAGAAGGUGGAAGAGAAAGGAAUGCUUCCAGAAGAUUGCCAUUUUAUGGGGAUUUGAUAAUGAUAGACAUGUGAGUGAUCAUUAAUCAGCUUCUAGAGUCCAUGGCUGUGACUUGGUAUACUUGUUGCAGUUUUAGAUUCAGCCUGGUGAUAUUUUCGAAAAGGCCAUGAUGUAGUGGUGAUUUCAUCUGGAUUUCUCAUGACGAUUGAUCCUCUGCUGACAUAAGCCUUUUGGUUUAGCCGUCAUUGAAAUCCUGUCUAAAUUACAUGCAUGGGUUCUCCUGACUUUGUGAGAAAAAUAGAAAGCCGUUGCCUACAUUGACUGUGUUUAUGCCCUAUGUUCUCAGGAUGCAUCAGGAAAGGUUUACUUUCAUGAGCCUGCCCAGGUUAGUUUACUUCUGACCACUAAUUGCACUUUGUCUAGAUCUUUCAGAUCAGUAGAUCAACAAACCACAAUACUUCUACGGCCUGCAGUACUUGAUUUGAGCUGUAGGUCCUUAGCUUUUCUUAGUGGUGGUGGCUAUGGUGUAUUGAGUUCAAGUUACUAAAGUUACAGCCCUGGUUUUAAGUGUAGUCUCAUGACCUCAAUUAGGCGUAACCACCCUCAAAUUGCAUAUGUUAAUAUAUAUACAUAUACAUAUAUAUAUAUAUAUAUAUAUAUGUGUAUGUGUAUAUAUAUGCGCCUUCUGAUAGCUGGUAUUUGGACUCUUUACCAGAGAGAAAUAGAUAGAAUCAAGAAUAGAAUCAAGCCUUAAAAACCACAUAUUCAGCAAACUACCCAAAUACAUUGAGUGUAGUUUGUAUUUAGAAAUAAUACAGUUAAUGUUUAGUCCAAUAAUUAUGUAGUAGUCAUGGUUCUUAUUUCAGGAGACUGGAAUGCCAACAAGGGUAAUAUUGAGGUUUGUUAAAACAGUGGAAAUAUUUGAAAUGUAUGUGUUUAUUUGACCUUUACAGGUUUUUUUUUUUUUUUUUUUAAUCUUUAAAGGCAGUUAAAUAUUUCCAUUUUAUUUCUUUUUUAAUGGCAUUAUAGAAUUUUUUAAUGAAACAAAAUUUAGUUGAAAUAAAUGUUUUCAUCUCCA